Mesitornis unicolor (brown roatelo) is the source of this 1120-nucleotide messenger RNA. RefSeq names its product protein sel-1 homolog 1. The record is from RefSeq and is a predicted model, not a curated record. The annotation marks the transcript as partial. Gene Ontology annotation, biological process: ERAD pathway. Gene Ontology annotation, cellular component: endoplasmic reticulum membrane. The transcript is spliced from 7 exons. NCBI's taxonomy places the organism in Eukaryota, Metazoa, Chordata, Aves, Mesitornithiformes, Mesitornithidae. Gene Ontology annotation, molecular function: protein binding.
AACUAUGAGCUAGCGCUGAAGUAUUUCCAGAAGGCUGCAGAGCAGGGAUGGGUUGAUGGACAACUUCAACUAGGUUCCAUGUAUUACAAUGGCAUUGGAGUCAAGAGAGACUAUAAACAAGCUCUGAAAUAUUUCAACUUGGCCUCUCAGGGUGGCCACAUUCUGGCUUUCUAUAAUCUGGCUCAGAUGCAUGCUACUGGCACUGGAGUGAUGCGAUCCUGUCAUACUGCUGUUGAGCUGUUUAAGAACGUAUGCGAACGGGGGCGUUGGUCUGAAAGACUGAUGACUGCCUACAACAGCUACAAAGAUGGUGACUCAAAUUCUGCCGUGGUUCAGUACCUUCUUUUGGCAGAACAAGGCUACGAAGUUGCACAGAGCAAUGCUGCUUUCAUACUUGAUCAGAAAGAAGCCAGCAUAGUAGGAGAAAAUGAAACCUAUCCUCGAGCUUUGCUUCACUGGAACAGAGCAGCUUCUCAAGGAUACACUGUUGCAAGAAUUAAACUUGGAGAUUACCAUUUUUACGGUUUUGGUACAGAUGUCGAUUAUGAAACUGCAUUUAUUCACUAUCGACUGGCAUCAGAGCAACAGCACAGCGCCCAAGCAAUGUUUAAUUUGGGCUACAUGCAUGAGAAGGGAUUGGGCAUCAAGCAGGAUAUUCAUCUCGCCAAACGAUUCUAUGACAUGGCAGCUGAAGCAAGCCCAGAUGCUCAGGUUCCAGUCUUCUUGGCACUUUGCAAGCUUGGAGUGAUUUAUUCCUUGCAGUACGUACAAGAAAUCAACAUAAGGGAGGUGUUCUCACAUAUUGAUAUGGACCAGCUGCUGGGGCCUGAGUGGGACCUUUACCUUAUGACCAUCAUCGCCUUGCUUCUGGGAACAAUUAUAGCUUACAGACAAAGGCAGCAUCAGGCAAUUCCCAGAGCAGGACUGCGGCCAGCUGUGCCUCCACAGGAACCACCACCAGAACAUCAACCACCGCAAUAGCAACAGGAGCCUCAGCGAAGAACUGGAUUUUUCCAAAAGGAACAAUUUUCAUUGUGAUUUAGGACUUCAGAUCAACGGUCCCUCCCCAAAAAGAGGCACAAAAGUUUAGGAAAAACAAAUAAAAGUCUGAAAGCUGCUU